Solea senegalensis (Senegalese sole) is the source of this 1421-nucleotide messenger RNA. It is a transcript of the gene acer1, whose product is annotated as alkaline ceramidase 1. The record is from RefSeq and is a predicted model, not a curated record. The coding region runs from base 18 to 845 and encodes 275 amino acids. Gene Ontology annotation, biological process: ceramide metabolic process. The transcript has 7 exons. Gene Ontology annotation, molecular function: hydrolase activity, acting on carbon-nitrogen (but not peptide) bonds, in linear amides. Lineage: Eukaryota; Metazoa; Chordata; Actinopteri; Pleuronectiformes; Soleidae. Gene Ontology annotation, cellular component: membrane.
ACUCACGCACCGGCGACAUGGGGGGCGUCUACUCCAGUGAGAAGAUGGCAGGAGUUUUUGCCUACGAAAGUUCUGAAAUUGACUGGUGUGAAGACAACUACAAACACUCGGAGCAUGUGGUGGAAUAUUUCAACACUAUGAGCAGCUUUGUUUUCUUUUUCAUAUCUCCCGUCAUGCUCUACCUCCUGCAUCCAUACGCCAAGGAGAGGAGCCUGUCAAUCCACAUGGUUUGGAUCAUGAUGCUUUUUGUCGGGCUCUUCUCGGCGUAUUUCCACAUGACUCUGAGUUUUGUUGGCCAGAUGUUGGACGAGCUGUCCAUCCUGUGGGUGUUGGCAGUGGGAUAUGCCAUCUGGUUUCCCCGCAGACUGUUUCCCUCUUUUAUAAAAGACAGAUCUACAUUUUCACGGCUCGUCAUGCUGAUCACCGUCAUCACCACGGUGUCCUCGUUCGUCAAACCCACAGCCAACGCCUACGCUUUAAACUGCUUUGGCCUCCAUCUGCUUUACACUCUUGCGAUUGAGAUGAGAUGCUGCACUGACCCGAAGGUUCUGCGACUCGCCAAGAUGUCGGUGGCUCUGUGGGUGCUCGCCAUCGCCUGCUGGAUCGGCGACCGUUUUGGUUGCAGCUUCUGGCAGAAGAUAAACUUCUGCUACCUGCACAGUAUCUGGCACAUUCUCAUUGUGAUGGCGGUGGCUUAUGGCAGCACCCUGAUAGCUUACCUGGACGCCAACUAUGAGAUACCGUACUCACUUCCUGGGCUUCAGUAUUGGCCGUGUGAUAAAUGGGCUGUUGGAUUACCUCACAUUGUGCUGAAGAGCACUUCUAAAACACGUAAGCGGUGCUAGCGCAGUCGUGUUUUAACGUAAAGCGGAACAUUUCUAUUCAUGCACUACAUUAGCACAGUAUUUCUUCUGUUCUAAACCACAACAAAGACCUCAUCAGCAGACACCCGUUACAUCAAAUCUGUGCAACAAGUUUGUUGCCACCAACCAGAAUUUAAACCUGAAGAAUCUGAUCUCACUUCAUGACUGACAGUAGAACACAAAGCAAAAAAAAGAAUUGUUUUGUUUCCACCAAGGGUGGAUUAACAAACAGGCCACCUACACUGAACAAGAAUGCAUAAUGUACACAUCAAAUUUACCAUCUAUCUUUAUAUAUACAGUUAUAGCACAGUUAUAUCUGAGUUAUUUAUACUUGGUUGUCGUGGUGACAAUGACUUUUUUUACGAGUUAUGCAGUGACGUUAAUGUAAAUCAAACCUGUUGUUUGAGUCUCUUUCCUUUCAAGCAUUGAUUAUGUUUUUUCAUAGUUGACUGAUCUGGAACUUCAAUUUAUGUGCAUGAGAGAUGAACAUUAGCUUCACUGAUAUUUUUACACUGUUUAUCACAAUGACUAUCAAUGUGUUUUUUAAAUUACAAAAUG